AUAUUAUUCUUUAGGCGAUUCCUUAUGAAUAAUACGUAGUCUUAUAAAUAAUAAUUUUGUUAAUUUUGGAGUAUUGUCCUGAUUAAUGUGAUGGAUGGUUAUUUUUAUUCAAUAUGCUUCAGUGCUUUUCUAUCGUGCCAAAUCUGAACAUAUACUAAUUCUCAUAUCUCUUCAUUAUCCUCGUCUUGCACGAUGCAUACAAAUUGGAUGGUUUUUAUGCUAUUUUCCAUACUUGGAGAUUGGAGAUAAUUGUUUAUGAACAACACUUGCUUCAACUAAUUAGGCUAUAAGCAGAAAGUGUAAAAUGUACACAUUGAUUGAGUUAUGUCAAGUUUUAACUGUUGAUUGUAACCUUAGAAAAGCAUUUACAUAAUUUUCCAAGUUUGUGUUUGAGAUCCUCUGUCAAUGUACUGAUAUAUAGAAUUUAAUUUGUAUACAGCAUUAGUGUAAAAAUAUUUACACUAUUAAUUAACCAUAAGUGUAAAGUUUUUUUUAGAAGGAACCAUAAGUGUAAAGUUGUUUAAUUUUAUGUUUCAGUUGACAUAAUUUAUGAUUGAUUGAUUGAAGUUAAUGGUUUAUAAUUUUUUUAGGGUUUCCAUUUUAAGAAGCUUUGUAUGAGAAUUGUGGUGCUGAUACUGUUAAUUAUUUCUACAAAUUUUGAUAUUUAUGCUUUGGAAAUAGUAUAUAUGUCAAUUGUGUUUGACUUUUCUAUUACCAUAUUGAUCUAAUCUGUCCAACUGUUCUCUUGUUAUAUUUUGAUUUGCCCUUUAUGUGCUUCUGUUCUGCAAUUUUGUCAUGCACCAAUCUCUGGUCUGUAUUUUUUACUCGAAGGAUGUGCGUGAAUUAGUGCAAUGACAACAUCUAGUAAAUUAGAUCCAUCUUCCAGUAGCCUGGAUAGACCACUGCACAUUGCGCAGCAUGGAUCCAACAUAGCUGCUUCAUUAGAUAGAUCAGGUAGGUUUCGAGAAUGCAUGAAAAAUCCAUUUUUGUCUUCUCUGCCCACUAUGUUGAGAAGUAGUGAAGUAGAUCUCCAGCAACACAUUUUGAUCAUAAGUCUAAUCAUCAUGAUUCAUGUGGAUUAUAAGCGACAUGUUAAUGCUGCUCUUGGAAUUUCAACUGAUAAAUCUCCAUCUAGUUCUGCAAAAGGAAAGCUACUGCUAUCGACAGUACCAGAAGAUGUCAAGCGAAUGAGGGAUGGUUUGAAUUCAAGCACUGUGAAGGCGAGGGAACGAGUGAAAAUGUUCAAUGAGGCCUUAUCUAUAUUCUAUGAAGUUUUCCCACCGUACUGGAAUUCAUAACGAAUGUCUCUAGAGUAUUGCCUGCCACCAGCCUGUCUAAGCAUUCUCUGGUUUUAUAACUUUCAUCUACCUAUUUCUGAAUAUUUGAUGCGAGUGUAGUAUACUAAAUGUAUACUAAAAUUUUGUAGGUUUGGGGGCUUAUUUGCUAUAAAGUUUGUUUUUUAUGUCUUUAAACUUAUUCUUACAGAUCUCUUGAAUUAUUUGGCUUCAAUUUACUAUUUUGAUGAAGGGAAUGAUAACAAUUCGGAACUGAAAUCAUUAGACUGCUAAAGAACACACAAUGAUCAUGAUAUAUAUUUGAUUUUUUUUCUUUUUGUUUGUGUUUCAAAUAGCAAAACUAUGAAAGUAUGUGGUAGCUCAUGGACUUCAAAGUUUUCUUCCUUUGCUGCAGAAAAUUCUGUUGUUCACUGAUGUAAUAAUUUUAAGAAUAUAUCCAUGAUAGGUUAAUUAUUAAAUGCAAUUGAGAUUCUAAACUGAGACCGGUUCAAUUAUUGAAUGUGCACAAAAUAAGAUAAAAUAAUUAAAACUAAAUAGAAAAAAUAGUAAUAUGAGAAGAACUUGCAUUCUUACGAGAAAUUUUUAUACACGAGAAUAGAAAAUGAAGAAAACAUGUGUAAUCUAUACUAUAUAAAAUAAAAUAUAUUUAGGAAUAAUAUUUUUAUCAUUAACUAAUCAAACAUAAUGAUAGUUUGGGAUCUGUUUAUUUUGAGAAAAAACUAUCUUUUAUUUUUAAUUAUAAUUAUAAAAUGAUAACGUGCUUCUUUUAUGUUCAAAGGUUUGAACAAAACAAAGCAAAUUUUAAAAAACAAACAAAAAAGAAAACACCAAAAACCUCUUUUGUUUUACCAAUAUUGUAAAAACAAAAAUAGAUUAAAAAUAAGGUGACAUUUCUUAGAGCAAAAUAUUUUUAACCAACACUAUAAUGAUUUUGGAUUCUUUAUUCUUCCUCUAUUAUUAUUAUUAGAGAUCUUAUUACUAUUGGUUGAAAUCUCCUUGGCAUGGAAGGCUUAAGGGUAGCGAGUUAAUUAGAAGAGGAGAGGAAGAAUUAUAUCAAUUUGGAAUCAGGAUUAGAGAACGAUUUCCAAGUUAAUUUGUUUGAUGAUUAUUACUAUCUUAUAUCCUAUAACAGGUGAGUCUAUCUUCAUUUUUUAAUUUCCUUCUAAAUAGAUUUGGUCUUUUGCAAUUUUUGGUUAUCUUGAUGUACGUCAGUUGUUAUAUCUUCCAUGUUUUCGGUGGAUUUUGAUAAUUAAAUUAAUUUUCUUUCUAAUUUUUCAUUUAAUCACAAUGAAGCUCUUCCAUUUGUAGGAACUCUCUGGUCUCUAACUGCGCAACUUUCUUGGGCUACAAGGUAGUGUAGAAUAUUCUCU
Messenger RNA from Medicago truncatula (barrel medic), 2665 nucleotides. RefSeq lists its product as uncharacterized. The transcript has 3 exons. The record is from RefSeq and is a predicted model, not a curated record. NCBI's taxonomy places the organism in Eukaryota, Viridiplantae, Streptophyta, Magnoliopsida, Fabales, Fabaceae. The coding region runs from base 852 to 1298 and encodes 148 amino acids.